Amblyraja radiata (thorny skate) is the source of this 2021-nucleotide messenger RNA. RefSeq names its product glucagon receptor a (gene gcgra). Gene Ontology annotation, molecular function: peptide hormone binding; glucagon receptor activity. Gene Ontology annotation, cellular component: plasma membrane. Bases 102 to 1583 code for a protein of 493 amino acids. Gene Ontology annotation, biological process: adenylate cyclase-activating G protein-coupled receptor signaling pathway; cell surface receptor signaling pathway. The record is from RefSeq and is a predicted model, not a curated record. Lineage: Eukaryota; Metazoa; Chordata; Chondrichthyes; Rajiformes; Rajidae. The transcript has 13 exons.
GGAGUUCGGGUUGCCCUCGUACCCUGGGCUGAUCUGCACCACCCGCUGCGUAUCCACGGAGGCCGAGACGCACCCAUGGUUCUUGGAGGUGCUGCACAGGCAUGGUCCAGCCUCGACUCCUCACCCUCCUCAUAGCACUGUCUGCCAACGUUCAGAGGGCAUCAGCUGUGGUCCUGGAGAACACGCUGGAGAAGUGGCAGAGAUACUAUGACGAUUGUAUCAGGAACAUCACCAGGGACCCGCAGCCGAAAGGUGUGGUCUGUAACCGGACCUUUGACAAGUACGCCUGUUGGCCCGACGCCCUCCCCAACACCACCGCCAAUGUCUCCUGUCCCUGGUACCUGCCUUGGUAUCAUGCAGUGCAGGGCGGCUCCGUGUUCAGGAGGUGUGGGCUGGAUGGUGAGUGGCUGACGGACUCGGUGAAGCAGCCCUGGAGGGACAGCAGCCAGUGUGAAAACGACCCCAACGAUGACCAAGCUCAGGAGCAUGGCAGGAUUCUAGACGGGUUCAUAGUGAUGUACACAGUUGGAUUCUCCCUCUCCCUGGCAACCCUUGUGUUGGCGUUGGGAAUUCUGGUGGGAUUCAGGAAGCUCCACUGCAUGAGGAACUACAUCCACAUGAAUCUCUUUGCCUCCUUCAUUCUGCGAGCCAUGUCCAUCCUCGUCAAAGAUGCCCUCUUCAAAACGCAGUUUCCCGAGGCCGUCAACAUUGAAGUCUGGUUCAACAACGAGACUGCGGCGGGGUGUCGGACUGCACAGGUGCUGAUGCAGUACUGCAUCGGGGCCAAUUACUACUGGCUGCUGAUCGAGGGCAUCUACCUGCACAAUCUGCUGGUGGUCACCGUCUUCUCAGAGAUGAGCUACUUCAACACCUACUUGUGUAUCGGCUGGGGAUCACCGCUGUUGUUCGUUGUUCCAUGGAUAGUCGUGAAAUAUUUGUAUGAAAACACUGGGUGCUGGAUGACCAAUGAGAACAUGGCGUACUGGUGGAUCAUCCGUACCCCCAUCCUGCUCUCCAUCUUGAUCAAUUUUUUCAUUUUUAUCAGGAUCAUCCACAUCUUGGUCUCCAAACUCCGCGCCCACCAGAUGGGAUACACUGACUACAAACUCAGGCUGGCCAAGUCGACGUUGACGCUGAUCCCGUUGCUGGGCAUCCACGAGGUGGUGUUUGCCUUCGUCACCGACGAGCAGGCCCGGGGAACACUGCGGCACGUCAAACUCUUCUUCGAACUCUUCCUCAACUCCUUCCAGGGAAUGCUGGUCGCCAUCUUGUACUGCUUCAUCCACAGAGAGGUCCAGUGUGAGUUGCUGAAACGCUGGAGGCGUUGGAAGUUGGGCAAGGUUCUGGAGGAGCAGUACCGCCACAUGUGCAGCAUUCCCCCUGCCGCCUCUGCUGCCCUGCCCCCAUGCAGCGGCAGCCUGGCCGAGCAGCGACUGGUGCGGGGUGGCAGAGACGGGCCGAACGGCUGCGCGCAUCCAUGGCCGGGGCCAGGGCCGGAUACGGCCUCAGUGCCGCUGCGCUGCCUCCUGCUCUCCCGGGACCCCGGGCAGGGGGCACUCUGCCAGAUGGAGAGCAACUGUUAGCCGGCAGCCCCGGGGCCCCACAGCCGGGGGAAGAGAGACCCCCCCCCUCCGGCAACCCGACCCCUCGCACAUCCGUGCAGCAGGCCAGGACACCGGCUCCCGGCAGUGCCUCAUCGCAGGCAUAUGCUGCAGGUGCAAGGAUGUGGCUCUGACUCUGGGCUCCAAUGCAGCAGCUGUGGCUCCGAUUCAGCAACAUGGUGGUCCAGUGCAGCACAUAUGUGGCUCCAAUGCAGCAGCUGUGGGGCGCCCCUGUCUCGCAUUGCAUUCAGGGGGGACCUAACAACCAAAAGGGACACACACACACACACACGUACACACGUACACACACACACACACACGUACACACACGUACACACGUACACACACACACACACACACACGUACACACACGUACACACGUACACACACACACACACGUACACACACGUACACACACGU